CUAUAUAUUUAAAAAAAAUUGACUAAUUGAUAUUUGGGGCUUGUCAUGUGUUAAGUGGAGGAUAUACAGUUGUUACAGUUGUGGUAGCAAAAGUCACCAAAGAGAAUAGAGAGAAAGAAAUUGUUGGGCGAAGAUAGGGAUGAAGAGGGAGUGCGAACAGCUUGGUUCCAGCGCAGGGAACUCAAGCUGCGGGUACUCGAGUGACAAAUCGAACAUUUGGGACGAGGAAGGAGGCAUGGACGAACUUCUGGCGGUGGUGGGUUAGAAGGUGAGAUCUUUCGACAUGGCGGAAAUCGUGCAGAAGUUGGAGCGUCUUGAAGAAGCCAUGGGAAACAUUCAAGACGAUCUCAAGGAACUUUCAGAUGGCGCCGCGCACUAUAACCCCUCUGAUAUCUCCAAUGUCGAGACCAUGCUCUGCAAUUUCGACUUGCUUCCUCCAGAAGAACCAGAUAAGGGCUACCCCUCUUCAGACUAGGAUCUCAAGGCUAUUCCAGGGAAAGCAAUUUACGACAGAGGUGUUAGCACCACGCCAAAUGCUAAGCGUCGCAAAUCUACCAAGUCAACGCGUGCUUUUCUGGUUGUUGACUCACAGAAGAACGGGAUCCUUCACGUGCACAGUCUCAUGGCGUGCGCGGAGGCCGUAGAAAACAACAACCUCGUCGUCCCGGAGUCGUUGGUGAAGCAGACCGGAUUCCUCGCGGUGGUUGGAGCUAUGCAGAAAGUCACCACCUACUUUACGGAAGUGCUCACAUGGCGAAUCUAUCGCAUUUUCCCUCUCCAGCACUCAAUCCCAGACUCUCUCGAGAUUCACUUCUAUGAAACCUGUCCUUACACCAAGUUCGCACUCUUCACCGCGAACCAAGCUAUUCAGGAAGCGUUCCAAGGGAAGAGCCACGUUCACGUCAUAGAUUUCGGAAUCAACCAGGGGAUGCAGUGGCCAACACUGUUGCAGGCUCUCGGCCUUCGUCCCGGCGGUCCUCUCACUUUCCGGCUCAUCGGAAUCGGGCCUCCAGCAGCGGAUAACUCUGACCAACUCCAGGAGGUCGGAUGGAAGCUCGCACAGUUGGCAGAGACGAUUCACGUGCGGAUUGAGUACCACGGCUUUGGCGCCAUCGAUCCGUUGUCCAUAAUUCGGUCGGAGAUUCUGACAGUGGUGGAGCAAGAAUCGAAUCAUAAUGGACUGAGGUUUCUUGACCGCUUCAUUGAGUCGCUACACUAUUAUUCAACUUUGUUCGACCCGGUGGAGGGCUCGCCUGUGAAUCCAGAGAAUAAGGCGAUGACGGAGGUUUACCUAGGAAAAAUAUGUAACGUGGUGGCUUGCGAGGGAAUAGAUCGCGUGGAAUGGCACGAGACCCUUAACCAGUGGCAGAACCGGUUCAGUUCGACAGGGUUUUGUCCGGUUCGUUUGAAUUCCAACGCGUUCAAGCAGGCUAGCAUGUUGCUCGCUCUUUUUGCUGGUGGGGAUGGGUAUAGGGUGGAGGAGAACAGUGGGUGUCUCAUGCUGGGAUGGCACACAAGGGCCUUGAUUGCCACUUUCGCGUGGCAACUCGCAACGAAAUCGGUGGUUGCACUCUGAAUCUGAUACCGAUUCACCAUACAACCUUUUAUUAUUAUUUUUUAAAAAAAUUAAUUUUCAAUUCACUCCUGCUGAAAAAAAAAAAAAGGAACUUGUGGGGAUGAGGGGGCAGUGUGUAAAUGUGCUAUGCUUGAGCACUGAUUGCAUGAGACCGAGACCCACCCCAUUGUCCAUUUAUCUACCGCAACUUAUGUCUUCUGUCCGACCCUUAAUUUACCUAUGUCAGGGGUUUAUUUUUUCUCUUCUUUUUCAAGUAAACCUGUUUUUUGUUCUGCUUUCUUACUGCUUGGGUUGGAUGGAAUCUCUUGUAAUUUGUUAGGAUUGAAUUUAAAAGCUUAAUGUGCAUUA
Molecule: messenger RNA, 1924 nt
Organism: Vigna umbellata (rice bean)
Lineage: Eukaryota; Viridiplantae; Streptophyta; Magnoliopsida; Fabales; Fabaceae
Source: RefSeq, a predicted model, not a curated record